Aureobasidium melanogenum CBS 110374 is the source of this 738-nucleotide messenger RNA. RefSeq names its product alpha/beta-hydrolase. The annotation marks the transcript as partial. The transcript has 2 exons. The record is from RefSeq and is a predicted model, not a curated record. NCBI's taxonomy places the organism in Eukaryota, Fungi, Ascomycota, Dothideomycetes, Dothideales, Saccotheciaceae.
AAACCGGUCAUCGUCAUCGUACCUGGAGCUUGGCAUGUGCCAGCUCACUAUGCACACCUCGCACUGAAACUCAACGCGAGUGGCUACACUGUAGACUGCAUCGAAUCGUCCUCUACCAACGAUGAAAAGGAUUUGCCUGAAGAUACCUGGAAGGAAGACAUUUCAAUCAUUCGUAAUGCCAUCACUUCGCACACCGAGGCCGGCAGAGAUGUAGCAGUCGUUAUGCAUUCAUUCGGCGGCAUGGCAGGCUCGGAAGCCGCAUGUGGCCUAGGCAAGAAGGAGAGCGAGACAUCCGGUUCAGUCAUCAAAUUGGUCUACCUGGCUGCAUUCAUGAUGAAAGAAGGUGCAAGCCCUAUUGAUUUUGACUGGCCGAGGAUCGCUGUUCCCGACGAUAAACAGAAUCCCAAAGCGCUAUACGUGCCAGACCCCAUAUCGAAUCUCUAUCAUGACGUGCCUGAACAAAUGAGCCGGCGCGCAGUAGACAAUCUUGGUGGACAUCCAAUCGCUCAUGCAUUCAGCCGCCCUUCGAAGGUUGCUUGGCGCGAAAUACCAACUGCAUACAUUAUCUGCGAAGAUGACAGAGCAUUGCCCAUAGGUCCUCAGGAGCAGAUGAUCAAUGCUGUCAAGGCCGAGGGUGUAGAUGUGGAAACCACGAGUCUGAAGUCAAGCCACAGUCCCUUCUUGAGCAUGCCUGGCGAGACUGCAAAGGCGAUCCGUGGCUUCCUCGAGAAGGCUUAA